AUGGAAUUUGCACCUAUGGAUCCACACCAGCACCAAAAUGCUGCUACUCUUCUAUGUUGUAACUGUGGUACCCCAAUUGAUGGGUCUACUGGAUUGGUUAUGUGUUACGACUGUAUCAAACUGACAGUAGACAUUACUCAAGGCAUUCCAAGAGAAGCCAAUAUUUCUUUUUGUAGAAACUGUGAAAGAUUUUUGCAACCUCCUGGUCAAUGGAUCAGAGCAGAAUUAGAAUCAAGGGAAUUGCUAGCUAUUUGUUUGCGUCGUUUGAAAGGUUUAACUAAAGUCAGAUUGAUAGACGCUUCAUUUAUUUGGACAGAACCUCAUUCUAGACGUAUUAGAAUCAAACUCACUGUGCAAGGGGAAGCUAUGACGAACACUAUUAUUCAGCAAACUUUCGAAGUAGAAUACAUUGUUAUUGCAAUGCAAUGUCCAGACUGUGCCAGAUCCUACACCACAAAUACAUGGAGGGCUACUGUUCAGAUUAGGCAAAAAGUGCCUCAUAAGAGAACAUUUUUGUUUUUGGAACAACUGAUUUUAAAGCAUAAUGCACAUGUGGAUACCAUUUCCAUUAGUGAAGCUAGGGACGGGUUGGAUUUCUUUUAUGCUCAAAAGAACCAUGCGGUUAAAAUGAUUGAUUUUUUGAAUGCUGUGGUUCCAAUUAAGCAUAAAAAAUCUGAAGAACUUAUCUCUCAAGAUACACAUACUGGUGCGUCUACUUAUAAAUUUUCAUAUUCUGUCGAGAUUGUCCCAAUCUGUAAAGACGACUUGGUAGUUUUGCCAAAAAAGCUAGCUAAAUCUAUGGGUAACAUUUCUCAAUUCGUUUUAUGUUCUAAGAUUUCUAACACUGUCCAAUUCAUGGAUCCAACUACUUUACAAACUGCGGAUUUAUCGCCAUCAGUGUACUGGAGAUCACCAUUUAAUGCCUUGGCAGAUGUCACCCAAUUAGUGGAAUUCAUUGUUUUGGACGUGGAUUCUACGGGUAUAAGUAGAGGUAAUCGUGUCUUAGCUGAUAUAACUGUUGCUAGAACUUCAGAUUUGGGUGUCAAUGACCAAGUCUACUAUACCAAGUCUCACCUCGGUGGUAUAUGCCACGCUGGUGACAGUGUUAUGGGCUAUUUCAUUGCAAACUCCAAUUACAACUCAGAUCUAUUUGACGGAUUAAAUAUUGAUUACGUGCCGGAUGUAGUUCUUGUGAAGAAGCUGUACCAAAGAAAGAGUAAGAAGAGUAGACACUGGAAGUUGAAGAGAAUGGCUAAGGAACACAAGGAUAUUGAUGCAUCCUUGGAUUACAGUUCAAGAGCUCAAAAGCAAGAAAUGGAGCGUGCCGAGAAGGAUUAUGAGCUAUUCUUACAAGAACUGGAAGAAGAUGCUGAAUUGAGACAAAGUGUUAACCUAUACAAGAACCGCGUUGCAGACGUACCUCCUGAAGAGCAUGAAAUGGAUGAAGACGAGGACGAGGAUGCUCCACAAAUCAAUAUUGAUGAGCUAUUGGACGAAUUGGAUGAAAUGACUUUAGACGAUGGAGCCGAUAAUGCACCUGUGGAAUCUCAGCAGUAA
This is a messenger RNA of Saccharomyces mikatae IFO 1815, 1557 nucleotides long. RefSeq names its product ribosome-binding protein NMD3 (gene NMD3). Gene Ontology annotation, cellular component: nucleus; cytoplasm. The coding region runs from base 1 to 1557 and encodes 518 amino acids. The record is from RefSeq and is a predicted model, not a curated record. Lineage: Eukaryota; Fungi; Ascomycota; Saccharomycetes; Saccharomycetales; Saccharomycetaceae. Gene Ontology annotation, molecular function: ribosomal large subunit binding. Gene Ontology annotation, biological process: ribosomal large subunit export from nucleus. The transcript has a single exon.